Vespa mandarinia (Asian giant hornet) is the source of this 2115-nucleotide messenger RNA. RefSeq lists its product as uncharacterized. Gene Ontology annotation, cellular component: plasma membrane. The record is from RefSeq and is a predicted model, not a curated record. NCBI's taxonomy places the organism in Eukaryota, Metazoa, Arthropoda, Insecta, Hymenoptera, Vespidae.
CGUUCUAUCAGUGUUACGACGACUACGGUCUAAGGGCGAUAAAAAUAAAUUCUGUAUAAAUGUGACAGCUUAGUGAUGUGCGGAAUGCUAGCUUCAAAUUUUUGCUGCAUUCUUGUUUGGACUAUUUAUUGUUUUUUACAAGUUCAUUCUAAGGAAUUCCAUAUCAUUUUGUCAAACAAUGGACCCGUUGUGUCUGGUGGUACAAUUACAAUCAGAGCAGAUUUGUAUAAUCCGGAUGGUUACCGACCAUCAGGCACUUUUAGAUAUACAUGGACCGAUGAUGCUCUCAUACCUCAUAAAAGUGUAACAGGGUUAAUAAAAAAUACAACAGUAUAUUGGAAUUUGACCUAUCCUCAAGAUAAAUAUUCUGUAGGAACUUAUAAAGUUGAAGUAUUAGUUCAAAAAUAUUUAUUGUUUUAUUGGCAAAAUUUAACCAGUGGUCGUACGAGUUUCGAUGUAACUCCACUUCUUAAUGGUAAUAUAACAAUAUCACAAUCAAAUAAAACAUUGAAUGAUAAAUUUGUUUCAACUGCAUAUGAAACACAAUUUGGUAUUGAUAUACGUAAAGGAGAUUAUGAUUUUAUAACAGAAAAAGCAACAUCUAUAUCAAUUUAUUGGUUCAUUGAUUGCCGAUAUUAUGGACAAACUAAUGAUUUAAAUUUUUCUUAUAAUUUUACAAAUUCCAAUACAUCCUCUGGUAUAUCAGCAUUGGUAAUUGCAUCGUAUGAACCUAUAGAAUCACCCACUACAACCACAGUUGCUACUGUAUUACCAUCUAACACUACUUCAAAUACUUCUUUAAUAAAUACCAAUGGAAGUACUGUCCUAUCAACUACUACUAUAUCGCCUACAACUGUAUUACAUAUAAAUACAACGAUAGCAACAUCGAUGACAAUUAUGCCUGCGUUUAAUUCAACCAUAAUAAAUACUGGAAAUAUUUCAUUUCCAUAUAUUUGCCAAAAUACAACUGCUAUAGCACCAGAUCCAAAUAAAACAUAUGGUUAUUUCACAAAAGAAAUUUUUGUUCGAGCACCUAUAACAAAUAUCACAAUCAAGGGUACGGAUUGGAUUCAGCCUUGGGACAUGUUAUCUCUUAAUGCAACUUGUAAUGGUUCAGGACCAUUUUAUAAAUGUUUGGAAUUUCAUCAAGGCAAAUAUAAUGUAACUGGUAAUGAAACAUGCGAAUAUGUAGAUCAUUUACCAUCAUGUAAUUUUUCUAUUGUUCGUUAUUUCUUUGAACCUACCGAAUAUACAAUUUUGGUUAUAAUAAGCAAUGAUGUCAGCAAACAAAUUUAUCCUAAAACCAUAACUGUUUACAAAGUAACACCAAAGCCACAGUUGUCUGUUAUUGUCGUUCCUGUUUCUUGUACCCUUGUAGCUGUUGUUUUAAUAGUAUUUGGCGUGGCAUAUUACAUCCAAAGUAGAUCAAGAUUCACAGUUGAAGUUGCAGACUUUGACUUUGGCCAAAAUAAUCCUGAGAUGGAGUAUAAAACGUUUACAGAACGAUUACGGGAUUCAUUUAACAAUGCUGUAAGACCAGAAAGCAAACAUAUAAGUGUACGAGCGCCUCAUUAUGGCAGCAUGAACUACAGAAAAAUAUAAAAUGCAUCAUUUAAUCCAACCACUAUUAACAAUAAAAGGAUAUAAACCACUUAAAAAUUCAAAUACUUUACAAACAUAACAUUUGUAAAACAUAAAAAAAAAGUCUACAAUACAAACUUCGAAAGUUUGUAAGGAGUACUUUUAAUGUUGAAAGCAAGUGUACUUCUACAAUGAGCCAAGAAGUCCAAGUAUGAAGAGGUUUGUUGAGUUUUAUGCAGCAGUAUUUCUAGAUAAUAAUGCUGUUUCAUAUAAAAUUAGUACAUCAUUACUCACUGUAACCAUUGUGAUCAUUCCGGAGUGGAUAUGAAAAACAUGACAUCAAGAUUCCGCAUAAAUAUUAUAUACAUCUAAUAAGGAAAACACACUGGACAUAUUUUAUGAAGAUCAGUGUAAAUUCAAUCACCAUUAUGUGAUGGAUAAGAAAGUAUGCGCCAUUCCAACAUAAUUUUUCCAACAACAUGAAAUUUAAAAAUAAGUCUAUGUUCACGCAAUAUAUAUAUGUGUAUAUAUAUA